Rotaria sordida is the source of this 288-nucleotide messenger RNA. Lineage: Eukaryota; Metazoa; Rotifera; Eurotatoria; Philodinida; Philodinidae. The record is from the annotation of a GenBank genome assembly.
AUGGUAGGGUGGAUACGUUUUGUCGAUCGAGCUGGUACUGUCAUCGUCAGAAAAGCUCCCAACGGCCGUUGUGGUAGUUUAAAAGCUGGAUGGAUACUUGGCGUCUAUCCGACAGAACCUGGAACAACGUCACUUAGCACUUUGUGUUACGUCGAUGAGAUUGGUAAUCCUUGUUCAUCAUCUAAACCAAUUCGCAGCACACAUUGUGGUGAUUUCUUAGUGUUUGAACUACCUGAUCCACCAACUUGUCCUGUAUGCGCUUGUACAGAUGACUACGAACUUCAUUAA